CUAAAUCACAGGAGGCUGUUUUUUUAACAUCCUUACCUCUUAUGAGAAUAAACCCAAGCCCAAGAAAUGCCAUUUCUCCCUCUCCCCUAAAAACUUUGAAAGCAACAAGAUUGAAACUUAAUAAUAUUCUUUGGUCCUUAACAGCCUCCUUCUUUGAAAAAAAAAAAACGGUUGGGAAUUAAAAACCAAAGUUUUCCUCAAAUGACUUCAAUGGGAGUUGUUAAUGGUUCUGAGGAGAGUUCAGAUGUUUUGUUGGGUUCUGAUGAAGAAAAAAAGAGCGCAAGCUCAAAAGAAGAACUCACAGAUGAUCAAAACUCUCCUCGAGGAGUUUUAGAGAAUUCUUCAUCGAGUACAGACUCUGACAGUGGAAGCAGCAGCGAUCUCUCAUGUUUGGAGAGAUCGAGCAGCUCACAUUGGAGGAGUUUAUUUGGAGGUUUAUUGAGGAAGAAGAAGCCAAUGAUGAGGUUUUCAACAUUUCCUCCAAUUUUGGGGAGUUCUAGCUUAGAGAGAAUUGGAUCUGAUGAAAGUGAGAAGAUGGAGAGUGGAGAAUUUCAAGAAGAGAUUUUGAAGGGGAGGCCUUCAUGGAGGAGCUUUGAUUAUCAGGAGCUUGGAGUUGCUACUGAUAAUUUCAGUCCAGGUAAAUUAAUUGGAAAAGGAGGACAUGCAGAGGUCUACAAAGGCUGCCUUCCCGAUGGCCAACUCGUGGCCGUGAAGAGACUGAUGAAAAAACAAACUGAGGAUGAAAGGAUCAGAGAUUUCUUAUCAGAGCUCGGAAUUAUUGCUCAUGUUAACCACCCAAAUGCUGCACAACUUCUAGGGUUUAGUGUGGAAGGAGGAUUGCAUUUGGUUCUUCAGUACUCUCCACAUGGAAGCCUUGCUUCUGUUCUUCACGGUUCAACGAAGGUCCUCGAGUGGAAGUUCAGGUUCAAGAUUGCAUUAGGCAUCGCUGAAGGGCUACUGUAUCUUCAUGAAACAUGCCAAAGGCGCAUUAUACAUAGAGAUAUUAAGGCAUCCAACAUACUUCUUACUGAUGACUACCAACCUCAGAUUUCAGACUUCGGGCUUGCAAAAUGGCUGCCCGAUAAAUGGAGUCACCAUGUUGUUUUUCCUAUUGAAGGCACUUUCGGAUACUUGGCGCCAGAGUACUUCAUGCACGGAAUAGUUAAUGAGAAGACUGAUGUCUUUGCUUAUGGAGUUUUGCUUCUUGAGCUCAUAACAGGGCGUCGUGCUGUUGAUUCAUCUAGACAGAGCCUUGUGAUUUGGGCAAAGCCUCUACUUGAUUCAAACAAUCUGAAACAGCUCAUCGACCCAUCUCUUGGCGAUGCUUAUGAUCCUGAAGAAUUGAAGCGUGCGGUAUUGACUGCAUCAAUGUGCAUUCACCAUCUGUCUACAGCUCGCCCUACCAUGAGUUCGGUUCUACGACUUUUGAGAGGAGAAGAAGGAUUAGUCGAGCUAGUGGGGAGAGUAUCAAGGUUGAAUAUGAGAAGACCGCUGAUGUUUGAUGCUGGUGAUUCGGAAGACUAUACUUGUUCGAGGUAUCUCAAUGAUCUCGACAGGCACAAACAGCUUGCAUUGGAACAGUGAAUUCAAAUAUGAGAGUAAAAUAUGUUGCAUCAUUUUGAUUGUAUAUGAGGAUCCCUCGUUUGUCCAAAUUGAAUUGGUGCAAAGAAGGAUUAUGAUCUCAUGUCAAGAUUUCUAUUCAGGCUUAUUUGGUGAUUUGUAUCAAUGUAAUCUUAGCUCAUUGCCUGUUUGGAAUUGAACAAGUUUCUGUAAACUUGGUUAGUAAUGCCAGGGAAAAAACAGAUCAGAAUAUACCAUCAUGUUGAAACUGUUGAUUCAAA
This is a messenger RNA of Asparagus officinalis (garden asparagus), 1841 nucleotides long. RefSeq names its product receptor-like cytosolic serine/threonine-protein kinase RBK1. The record is from RefSeq and is a predicted model, not a curated record. The transcript has 9 exons. Lineage: Eukaryota; Viridiplantae; Streptophyta; Magnoliopsida; Asparagales; Asparagaceae. Gene Ontology annotation, biological process: protein phosphorylation. Bases 202 to 1584 code for a protein of 460 amino acids. Gene Ontology annotation, molecular function: ATP binding; protein kinase activity.